AUGCCACAGGUGUGGCAGGUUAGGUCACUUCCAGGCGUCCUGCCCAGCCACGCGACCACUUCCAGAGGGCGAGCAGGAGUAUCGCCGCAAGGUAGCCUCCGCUCAAAUCAAAAGGUCGAAAAGGGAAGUCAAUCUCAUCGACUUCGACUUCACCGAGUCGGACGGCGAAGAUGCGGCCAGCACUACUUUGGACACCGCGCAGGCGGGAAACUGAAGAGGGUUGGCGGCCGGUCGGUGUCGUCAGCUCGCAGAGGCCUGACCGACACUUCCAAAGUCUUCAACACGUCCACUGACCAAGCGCAGCGAAGCAAUAUACCCAACCUGAUUCCUCAUGCACCAUCGUCAGUACCUUCUACAAGUUCAGAUAGUUCUUGGCUCCGAACCCCGCCGUUGGAGGAAAGGCCACCGCAAACAAGACAGGAAUCCCGGCCCAGCCUCAAACCACAAGGAGCGCCACAGAGAGUUCCACCUAGCCGAAAGCAGGUGCGGUUCGCCGAACCGGAAAAGGAGCCCAUUGAAAUAGUAGACCUACGAAGAGCCAUCUCGACGGUCGACCGCCAGCGUCUGUUCGAGUUGGUAGUCGCGAUCGAGAAGAAAUCGGAAGAGCAAGAAGAUCUUCAACAAGUGUCGGAUCUCACUGCCUUACUGGACGAUGGAUCUUCGAUCAACGUCAUGCCGCUGCAAGUGUACAAGAGCAUGGCAGGAAGUUUAGGCCCACUGACGCCGUCAAAGGUAAUGGCUCGCUUGGCAGACGGAAUGGUGCGGAAGUCAGAAGGUACCGUCCAAACGUCGGUGACGGUAGGAAAAUGCAGCCCAGUCCCAGCCGAAGUAGAAGUGUUGGACACAACUGGGGACAAUUUCAAGUUGUUACUCGGUCGUCCAUGGAAGACAGCAGCAAGAUGCAUCCAUUUCUACGAGCUGGACACAGUAUACUUUCCUACCGAAGCGGGCGGAUGGCAUCGGGUGUCCUCGUCCCAAGUGGAGCUGGCAGGAGUUCCGCUACCGGCGACCCCGCUGAGAGCUGUCUCAGCAAUUAACGCGAUGGACGAGGGCAGGUUCGAAAUGGCUCAAGAUCUAAUCGGCUUGGAGCAAGGGGCACCAGUGGACGGCACCGUGAUACAGUCUGUCCAGUUGUUGCUGGAUGACGUGCGUCGCGAGACUGACCCAAUAGAAGAAUUGCUGACGCCCUUCGUCCGAGACGCUUCUGCAGAGACGGUGGCAGGAGGUAAGCCCCAAGAGGACUACCUCCCGUCCUUACAAGAGGCCUCGGAACUGGAGAAUCUGCGGAACGUCCUACCGAUCAAGCCUCAGGACAAAGGCCAUGAUGCAGCGAGGGCUACUCGCAGAGAGAAGUUUGGUCCACGAUUCGUAAGGCCGGCAGGGCAGUCGUCACUCGCUGACAAGCGAACAGCUCUGCAAAACGUCCUCUCAGAGUCUUGUGCUCCAACUCUCACUUGGGCACAACGCACCCACUUCCUUGAAAUGGCAAUGGCAAACCCCGAGGCGUGGGCGUUAGGCCUACAAGACUGUAGAUACCAGAAGGCUGUGCUCUGCGAUCCGCAACUGGAGCCAGGCACCAAGCCACUUAGAUUGGCCAAGAGGACAGCUCUGUCGCCACCUCAGAAAGCUUGGUUACAUGAUCGUGUCCGUACGCUGAUCAAACACGGUCUCAUUCUGCAAAUACCAGAGUCCCAAGUAGAGUGGGUGUCCGACGUCAAGAUUGUCCCGAAGGACCGCAAGUUCGACUCCAACAUCAAUAUAGAACACCUGAGGGCACAGGCACAUAAUGCGCUAGUCAACGCAGGUCUGGAGAAGGGGCCGAGAAUAGACGUGCCGGAGCGUCCCGUCCAAGAAAAGCGCGAAAACCAAUGGAGACUAGUACACAACUAUGCACCGCUCAACACCACAAUGCGCAACGCCUCCUUCCCUCCAGGAGAUAUCGACGUCAAGACAGCAAAAUUGGCACGGAAGCGCUUGGAGUCCAGAAUGGACGGUUUGGCCGGAUUCAUGACGCUGCUGCAAAUGCCAAAAGGUGUCAUCUAUUCCUGCUUCGAGGUCGAAGACAUGGGGUACUUUGGGUACCGUUUCAUGCCUUUUGGCUACAAGAUCGGACCAAGCUCUUACCAGAGGUUUGCCACCGAAGUCUUCGGCGACAUGCUCGAUUUGGACUGGGAUUUCUGGAUGGACGACAUUGGCGGGGGCCAUCACAGCUAUGAGGCUCACUUCCGAUGGUUGCAAAAGAUCAUUGAACGUGCCGCCGACUCAGGCUUCACGUUGUCAAUCGGCAAGUGUCAGUUCUUUGCGGACGAGGUCACUUUCUGCGGACAGAACAUCUCGCAUGAAGGAGUACAAGUGGACCCAGGACGUGUUGCGGCCAUCUUGGAUUGGCCAACCCCAACAACCGUCCACGACGUCAUCCAAUUCAAAGCGACUUGCCCAUACAUGCGCAACAAAAUCCCAGGCUUUGCGGCCAUCGCCGCGCCUCUUGACGUGCUGACGCGAGGGGUCAAGGUCCCGAGAGCAGACACAAAGCUGCUGCAGCAAGCAAACGGCAAGUGGAUAUCGGUACCACGGUUUGGGGCUGUACGUCAAGCAAUGCAGUCUACAGGUCUCAACUGGACCAAGACCAAGGAAGAAGCCUUCCUAAAGUUGAAGGCUGCUCUCACGAAUGCGCACGUUCUCAGGGGCCCGAGAUACGACGGCACGCCGUUCGUUGUUGAGUGCGACUGGUCGUCGGAGGCCAUGGGAGCGGCGUUACUCCAGAAGGACAUCGCGCAGCCUCGCACAUACCCCAUAGCGUAUGCGUCAAAACGUUGCACCGAUGCCGAGGCCAAAUACUCCCCUCACGUGGGUGAACUAGCGGCAGCAAAGUGGGCUCUGGGCAAGUUUGCCAAGUUCACAUUCGGACAACCGGUCGAGCUAGUUACGGACUGUAAGGCGCUUCGUGACGUCCUAUCUUCGUCCAACAUGCCGGCCGCGCACGCGAGGUGGCGGGAGGACAUUUUGAUGCAUGACAUCGUAAGGGUAACACAACGCGUGGGCACAUCUCACACUUUAGCGCAUGGCCUGUCCCAUCGCCCGGCUGACGCAGACCCUUCCAAAGCUCCUGACAAAGCCCUCGGCGCUUCGAUCAAAGCGGCUCACCACGCCAUUGGCAGAAGUUCAGGUAGUGCACUGCUCAAUCUGAUCACGUCCAACGGCAACAUGCUGCACCUUUUGGAGCGCUUCGAGUCAGACAAGCUCGGACCAACAGUCAGGUUUCUAGUGCUCGCAAAAGUCCCAUCGUCAUCAGAUCUUCCAGAGCAAACCACACUGCGCUGGAGAGCAAGGUCAUUAUACGUGGAUUUCGAAGAAGGCAAAGUGUGGCAUCAGGAACGUAGGGGCCCAAGCACAGAGGCCAUAACUCAACAAGAAGGAAGAGCAGAACUGGCGCGUCUUCAUUCCGAGGAAGGCCACUUUUCCAGAGACCUGCUAAUAGCGGCAGCGCGGAAGAAGUACUUCUGGCCAACCGUCAGAGAAGAUGCAGAAAAGGUAGUCCGACACUGCGAGCCGUGCCAGUUGCAGGGACCAAGGCAUCAAAACACGCUGUCGCAGCCGAUAAGUUACGUGGAACCGAUGCAGUUUUGGGCAGCUGAUUUCUUGUCGCUACCGCAGUCAGGGAAGUUCAAGAAGGUUCUCGUCAUCGCAGAUUACGGGUCCAGGUUCAUAUGGACUUUCCUGUGCGCGCACAAAAGAGGACAGGACGUGCUACAUGCGCUGUCCCAUCUCCGUGACCGGUGGACUCUGCCAGCUGUAAUCAUCACCGACAACGGCUCGCAUUUCGAUAACGCGGACGUAGGCGACUGGCUGCAAGAGCACCACGUGCAACACCGCUUGUCCCCUUCCUAUGCGCCAUGGGUCAACGGUCUGGUAGAGCGCGACAACGGGCUGAUUGUGCAAAUGUUGCGCAAGCUGAGCACGGAACGGUUGCUCGACAAAUGGCCCAAUCUGAUUGGAGAGGUCACUAGCGACUUGAACCACCGCUUGGUCCCGGCGAUUGGUUACUCUCCAGCUCAGAUUCUUUUCGGCCUGACCCCCAGGUCUUCGCCGCUUGAAGCUAGUGACGACCCAGGCGAUCCGGAUGAGGACAACUCAACACUGCACCUGGCACUUCUGGACUCAAUUCGUUGGGACGCCUCGACAGCCCUUGCGAACCAGCAGCUAAAGCAAAAGUCUCGGCACAACUUGCGGGUUCGGCAGCUCGAAUUGAAAGCCGGAGAUCUAGUCCUCAAGCAUGAGUCCUGGCUUCGUUCUCAAUGGUCCAACAAGCUUCAUCCAAGAUGGUCAGGACCGUACAAAGUCAAAGAAUCUUUCAGGAACUCCGCAGUCAUUGAAGAUCUAGACUCAGGACAACAAGUUGGCGGUCGCGUGCACCUGAAGCGGUUGAAGAGGUUCUUUCCCUCGGAUGUCGAGCCGCGCUCAACGCAAAGACACUCGUCUGCUUAA
Messenger RNA from Ceraceosorus bombacis, 4485 nucleotides. NCBI's taxonomy places the organism in Eukaryota, Fungi, Basidiomycota, Exobasidiomycetes, Ceraceosorales, Ceraceosoraceae. The record is from the annotation of a GenBank genome assembly.